AUGAAAAUCCAUCACUUUGUCGUGAGCAUUGUAGUGCUCUUGCUUAUGCAGCUUACUGAAGCUCGGCCAUGGACUCUACGUGCGCGGGAUGUAACUCAACAGUGCUCGACAAGUUUCCGUAUUGGAAGUGCUAACGGAGGUACGAUUAUUGGGUCGGUCAAUGUGGUAGUUGAUGUCACAACACAAAGCAUCGUUGUUACAUACCCACCAGCUCCUGCCGGGGCCUCGUAUCAGGAAGCUCAUUUCUAUGUCGGAACUUCGCCUCCCGCGACUGGUAACCCGGGUGGUUUUCCAUAUAGCGCUGGAGGCGCAGGCUCGACCUGCACCGGCUCAACGUGCUCCAUUCAGAUCCCAGGUCCGAUAUCGUCCAUCAAGUGCGGAGCUAAACUGUACUUCGCCGCCCAUGCUUCUCUAUCGGGACCGAAUGGCGGUACCGGAUGGGCUUUAGGAACUUGCUACAGCUGUGGUAACUGUAACACAGCAACUUGUCCUAAUUAUUUCUCUUGCACCAUCACAUGCCCGACUACAACGACCACUACAACGACCACUACGACGACCACUACGACGACCACUCAGCCUACUACCACUACCACCACGACAACUACCACUACUACCACUGAACCUACUACUACGACUACAACGACUACAACGACUGAGCCAACCACUACAACUACAACUACCACCACUACCACUGAACCUACUACUACGACUACAACGACUGAGGAAACCACUACAACUACCACUGAGGAAACCACUACUACUACCACCACUGAGCCAACCACUACAACUACAACUACCACCACUACCACUGAACCUACUACUACGACUACAACGACUGAGGAAACUACUACAACUACAACUACCACCACUACCACUGAACCUACUACUACUACUACCACUGAAGAAACCACUACUACUACCACUGAGGAAACCACUACUACUACCACCACUGAGGAGACCACUACUACAACUACUCAGCCUACCACUACUACCACCACUGAGGAAACUACUACUACUACUACCACUGAGGAAACCACUACUACUACCACCACUGAGGAAACCACUACUACCACCACUGAGGAAACCACUACUACAACUACUCAGCCUACCACUACUACUACCACUACCGAGGAAACUACUACUACAACUACUCAGCCUACCACUACUACCACCACUGAGGAAACUACUACUACUACUACCACUGAGGAAACCACUACUACUACCACCACUGAGGAAACCACUACUACCACCACUGAGGAAACCACUACUACAACUACUCAGCCUACCACUACUACUACCACUGAGGAAACCACUACUACUACCACCACUGAGGAGACCACUACUACAACUACUCAGCCUACCACUACUACCACCACUGAGGAAACUACUACUACUACUACCACUGAGGAAACCACUACUACUACCACCACUGAGGAAACCACUACUACCACCACUGAGGAAACCACUACUACAACUACUCAGCCUACCACUACUACUACCACUACCGAGGAAACUACUACUACAACUACUCAGCCUACCACUACUACCACCACUGAGGAAACUACUACUACUACUACCACUGAGGAAACCACUACUACUACCACCACUGAGGAAACCACUACUACCACCACUGAGGAAACCACUACUACAACUACUCAGCCUACCACUACUACUACCACUGAGGAAACCACUACUACUACCACUGAGGAAACCACUACUACUACCACCACUGAGCCAACCACUACAACUACAACUACCACCACUACCACUGAACCUACUACUACGACUACAACGACUGAGGAAACUACUACAACUACAACUACCACCACUACCACUGAACCUACUACUACUACUACCACUGAAGAAACCACUACUACUACCACUGAGGAAACCACUACUACUACCACCACUGAGGAGACCACUACUACUACCACUACUGAGGAAACUACUACUACAACUACUCAGCCUACCACUACUACUACCACUGAGGAAACCACUACUACUACCACCACUGAGGAGACCACUACUACCACCACUGAGGAAACUACUACUACAACUACUCAGCCUACCACUACUACCACCACUGAGGAAACCACUACUACUACCACUACUGAGGAAACUACUACUACUACCACUACUGAGGAAACUACUACUACAACUACUCAGCCUACCACUACUACUACCACUGAGGAAACCACUACUACUACCACCACUGAGGAGACCACUACUACCACCACUGAGGAAACUACUACUACAACUACUCAGCCUACCACUACUACCACCACUGAGGAAACCACUACUACUACCACUACUGAGGAAACUACUACUACAACUACUCAGCCUACCACUACUACCACCACUGAGGAGACCACUACUACUACUACUGAAGAGACCACUACUACUACUCAACCUACCACUACUACCACGACUGAGGAAACCACUACUACUACUCAACCUACCACUACUACCACGACUGAGGAAACCACUACUACUACUCAACCUACCACUACUACCACGACUGAGGAAACCACUACUACUACUCAACCUACCACGACUACCACCACUGAGGAGACCACUACUACUACUACUGAAGAGACCACUACUACUACUCAACCUACCACUACUACCACGACUGAGGAAACCACUACUACUACUCAACCUACCACUACUACCACGACUGAGGAAACCACUACUACUACUCAACCUACCACUACUACCACGACUGAGGAAACCACUACUACUACUCAACCUACCACGACUACCACUACUGAGGAAACCACUACUACUACUCAACCUACCACGACUACCACGACUGAGGAAACCACUACUACUACUCAACCUACCACGACUACCACGACUGAGGAAACCACUACUACAACUACUCAGCCUACCACGACUACCACUACUGAGGAAACCACAACUACUACUCAACCUACCACUACUACCACUACCAAAACCAGAACUAAAACUACUUCUACUACUCGUCCGACUACGACGAAGCCAAGCACUACUACCACCAAAACCAGAACUAAAACUACUUCUACUACUCGUCCGACUACGACUAAGCCAAGCACUACUACCACCAAAACCAGAACUAAAACUACUUCUACUACUCGUCCGACUACGACGAAGCCAAGCACUACUACCACCACCAAAACUAAAACUACUCGGUCACACACUAGCACUGUUUCAACAGCAUGUAAGACAUACACGGUCUGCCAACCGGAUUGGGACAAGGAGCGGCAUACUUGGACAACAAAGGCUCGUUCAGAUCAUGAGAUGUCUCAUGAAGAUGACAAUUGGCCCCAUGGUCAUUAG
Molecule: messenger RNA, 3318 nt
Organism: Penicillium cataractarum
Lineage: Eukaryota; Fungi; Ascomycota; Eurotiomycetes; Eurotiales; Aspergillaceae
Exons: 1
Coding region: 1-3318 (1105 amino acids)
Source: RefSeq, a predicted model, not a curated record